UAAAGUCCAGGGGAGAGGGGUGCUUACCUGCCUCCUGCGCACAACAGCUCGCUCCCACUCCUCCCUGCCCGCACAUCUGCCUGGACGAGGGCUCCAGGGCCUGGAUCUGGACUGCAGCAUGCGGCUGCUUUUCGAGGCAGCGGUUCUGUGCCUGACCCUGGGCUUAGGGCAAUGCACUGAGGAAACAACGCAGGAGAACACCGUCCACCAAACUUCCCAAGCAGGGUCAUUUUAUUCAGAGUGGGGCAUCGGGGCCAUCCGGGACAGCUUCGAAACAGUUAACAGCUACUUCGACUCCUUUUUGGAACUGCUUGGGGGAAAAAACGGCGUUUGUCAGUACAGAUGUCGCUACGGGAAGGCUCCAAUGCCACGACCUCACUACAAACCCCAAGAACCCAACGGCUGUAGCUCCUAUUUUCUGGGGCUCAAGGUACCCGAAAGUCUAGAUUUGGGUAUCCCUGCCAUGACCAAGUGCUGUAACCAGCUGGACGUUUGUUACGACACCUGCGGGGCCAACAAAUACCGCUGCGAUGCCAAGUUCCGCUGGUGCCUCCACUCCAUCUGCUCCGACCUCAAGCGCAGCCUCGGGUUCGUCUCCAAGGUGGAAGCUUGUGAAUCUGUCGCAGACACGGUGUUCAACGCCGUCUGGACGCUGGGCUGCCGGCCCUUCAUGAACAGCCAAAGGAGCGCCUGCAUUUGCAACGAGGAAGAACGAGAUGAAUUGUGAGGAAGAGCAGGUGCCCGGCCUCCGUGAGCCUGCUGCCAAGCAUCUCCUCUCUGAUACAGCACUUCAGCACAGUGAUUUCCAUCAGCCCUCUGGCCCAGCACGGGAUGGGGGGACCUGGGCCAAGCAAUACACAUUAACUACAGCUUUUGGGCAGAGGGCAGCGAAAGGGGAGACAAGCCUGCGGACGUAGGGCAGCGAUGCCUGCUGUCCACCACAGAAGCAGUUCAACAGCCCUACCCCUUUCCGAGUCCAUCAGCCUGAAUGAUCCGAUGCCAAUUUUCUCUACAGACUGAUCAGGAGAGGCAAGCGGGAUGCAGUGCUGGUUAUAAACAAGGGGCUUUACUUGUUUGUUUGCCUUAGACACAUGUGUAUUAGCUCCCCCCCACCCCUUAACUCUCUAAUUUGCAGUGCAAGGCAUUAGGUUUCUGCAACCCCUGAAAAUCCCAGUCCAUGGACACACUAUUCACAUUUUUCCAUCACCGGUGGCAGCCUGAAGAGGGGUAAUACGCUUUCAGUAUGUUGCUCAUACCCAUUCCUGACAUUUUCCAUCCUAUCAUAAUACACCCUGACAACCCUGCUUCUUUAAAUACUUGGUGGAUCUGAAAACGAUUUAAAACAUCCAGGGAUUUGGUAAGCAUAAGAAGGACUAUGUUUCUGAUACAGGCACAAUUUAUAUCUGGGCAGAAGGGGACCAAAGCCCAUCGUGUCUGAGAUGUGAAAUCACAGCACUCUCCCCCAGUCUCAGGAGAGGAAGCAGCUUUUGUUUUGCAGCGUCAUCCAGAUCUAUUUAAUGAUUUUCCUCCUAUAUCAUUUAAGAAAGCAUUUCCCUGAGGAUCCCUUUUUUACACAAAAUGGCUGGGUAUCCACCUCCAUCUUUUGCACGAGGGAAACCGGAGGCUCACAGUUGCCUUGGAUGAGAUAUUCAAAAUCCUGGAGGCUUCUCUGUCAGGUGGCAGGGCUUAUGUGCUAACUCUGUGGGGCAGAGACACCGCCAGCUGAGGAACACUCAGCAGCCUCAGAUGGCAUUCUUUUUAAAACGUGGUUAAUACUUCUAUCUGCUAUCGGGAGCUUUUAUUGCAUGCAAAAUUAGAAUUUAAAGUGGUAUAUGGAAUUUCAUCUGCAUAUAACAUUUGCAGACAGCUUUUAUCUGCGUUUCUUGUUGAAAGGAAGUUGCUACUGGGUGUGUGUGCCAUGCCACAUAAAUACUUUAGCGUCUUCUGCAAACAUAUUUAUGGCUAUGUUCUUCCAUCUGCCACAGAAAAGUUAAGGCUACAGAAGGGUGAUUUAACAAGAAUGGAAAGAGUCUUAGUUACUUUUCUUCUAGUUUGUGUUUAAAUGCAUGCAUGGAGCUAUAAAUUAUUUAAGCCCCAUAUUCCUGUUCUUGCCAGUCAUCUUUGCCUUACAGUGAACAGCAAUGAGACAUUCCUCUGGCCCCAGAUAAACCGAAACAAGAGCCCACCGGUAUUAAGACCAGGAAAAAGGAAGUGACCGCCUGAGGGGUACUGGGAUGUUUUCCAUUAAUUUACACUGAUCGGAUGCAAUGCCAUCCUUUGCUAGCUGUGCUAAUGCCAAAGGAGAGGGAAUACCGCAUUGCCAAGGUUCAUCGCAGCGUGUGUCUAUCAGAGCACGAGGCUGGACAGGCAAUCUGAUUAUCCAUCUAAGAAACACGUAUUUUUGGCUAGGGACGGGAAGGAAAUGUUCCUCAUUCCAGACACUUCCCAAACUUUGUAUUUCAUUGGUGAAAUUGGUGCCUGUUGCCAGUUUUAAACGUGAGCAUACUCUUAUGAUUAAAUGACAAUUUAAAAAGUCUGUCUUGUCUACGCUCGAUAGCUGACUGGCUGGCAAAUGUCUUAAAGCACUUUGUAGUUCAAGUGAUAUCAGAUUAAAGCCAGGCCGAGUAACUGAUGACAGACGAUGAUACACACUGGAGAAAUCAAAGGGUUCUAAACAAAAUCUCUCUAUCCACACACCGAUACUUUGGAGACACCACUAAUAUAAAUCAUAAUUUCUUCAUGCUUUCAGACCACCAUUCAUCCCAAAACACUACAAAUGGCUGCAUGCAGGGCAGUUACUGAAUAAGUGCACUUUUCUCUACAAAGUUAAGCUGCGGUAACCUGAAAAACCCCAUCAGCAGUUCUACAAGGAAACUUUUGAACCUUCAAGUGGUGGCAGUGACUCAAAAAACUCACCAGAUAAUCCUGCGUAGCAGAAGACCAGCAUGUGAACUACGGUAAGGCUGCAGCCAAACUAAAAAUCGUUUCCCCUCCAUGCCGCUCCUGCUACUCAGUGGUGUACAGCCACUGAACCAGGUGAUCACGGGACUCUGCAGGUCAAUGCAUAAACCUUUGGUCAUCUUCACUUCCACCCUGCUCUGAACAGGAAGACGAUGCUGUGCUCAGCCGAUGGCUUCCUGUCGGCUUUUUGUAUUGGCAGGACUAUUUGCAACUCUUGCUGAUGUUCAACCCAUUCGGGCCAGCGUGCCCUCUCCUAGUAACGGUUCCCCAAACAGCAAUCUCUGCUUCUGCUGAGGACAUAAAAGCAGGGACUAGGACAGCAGGUAAAUAGGUGUUUACUCCUGGACAUCCAGCGUUCGGACGUUUACAUCCUGAGAGAGAAUGAGGUGGCACCAGCCAGAACACCAGCCACGCGUUGGGCAGCACUGAUGCAGCCCAGACUUUGAACUAUGGCUGGCAAGUGCUGGUCGGACCCUCGGGAGCACUGGUCAGGUACGGUGCCUUCUCGCACACGCAGUGCCUGCUCAUGCAGUGCAUUUUGCUCCCGGUCUGUGGCGUGGCAGAUUAAAUUAAACAGACAAACA
Grus americana (Whooping crane) is the source of this 3545-nucleotide messenger RNA. It is a transcript of the gene PLA2G12B, whose product is annotated as phospholipase A2 group XIIB. Gene Ontology annotation, cellular component: extracellular region. Gene Ontology annotation, molecular function: A2-type glycerophospholipase activity; calcium ion binding. The record is from RefSeq and is a predicted model, not a curated record. The transcript is spliced from 4 exons. Bases 119 to 727 code for a protein of 202 amino acids. NCBI's taxonomy places the organism in Eukaryota, Metazoa, Chordata, Aves, Gruiformes, Gruidae. Gene Ontology annotation, biological process: arachidonate secretion; phospholipid metabolic process; lipid catabolic process.